Molecule: messenger RNA, 1049 nt
Organism: Diospyros lotus (date-plum)
Lineage: Eukaryota; Viridiplantae; Streptophyta; Magnoliopsida; Ericales; Ebenaceae
Product: pathogenesis-related thaumatin-like protein 3.5
Exons: 3
Coding region: 177-1049 (290 amino acids)
Biological process (GO): defense response
Cellular component (GO): extracellular region
Source: RefSeq, a predicted model, not a curated record
UAGAGAGCAAGGAAGGAAGCCUCUUUGGCUACCCACCACUGCUUCUCUAUAUUCACUCUCCUCAACACGUAUUCUCUCUCUCUCUCUCUCUCUCUCUCUAUCAUUCAUAUAAUAAGUACACCACUCUGGUCUUUGGCAGCCCUCAAAGCUACUACUGACUGGUUCGGAGCCAAGCCAUGGCCUCUCAACUCAGUAAACUCACCACUCUCUUGGUUGUGCUAAUUGCAUCAGGGGUAAGGUGGGCUGAGUGUACUAAUUUCACCAUAGUAAACAACUGCAAAGAGACUAUAUGGCCGGGAGUAGCGGCCAAUGACAACUACACCGGUGACGGUUUUGCCCUGAAACCGGGCGAGUCGGGCACCUUCACUGCCUCCCGCGGUUGGGGUGGCCGGAUAUGGGGCCGAACCGGCUGCAAUUUCGACAAGAACAACACCGGGACAUGCCAAACAGGCAGCUGCGGCAGCUCCCUGAAGUGUUCCGGCCCCGGCCAACCCCCCUUCUCCAUUGCUGAAUUCAACCUUGGAGAAACAGACUACUAUGAUGUGAGCCUAGUUGAUGGUUUCAAUCUACCACUCAUUGUCGCACCAGUUAAGGGCAAAGGGAACUGCAGCGUUGCCGGAUGCGACAGUGACCUGAGAGCCAACUGCCCGUCGGAGCUCGCCUUUAAGUCCGAUGGGAAGACCGUCGCCUGCCGGAGUGCGUGCAACGUGUUCGACACCGACGAAUACUGUUGCAGAGGAAAAUACGCCGACCCGGAUUCGUGCCGGCCUACAAACUAUUCAAGGGCUUUCAAACAAGCUUGCCCUGCUGCAUAUAGCUUUGCCCAUGACGAUCCUACUAGCCUUGUAACCUGCUCUUACACAGAUUAUAUUCUGACAUUUUGCUCCUCUAGGAAUCAAACGCUUGCUAGGAAUCAAACGGCCUGCACCUAUCAUGAUAAGCAGUUUGUGUGCAAUGGAUCAGAAAGCUUCAAGGCAUUCCACGGCAGCUGGUGGAUCGUCGUGCUCGGAUUAUUACCUAUGCUCACAAGUUUAGGAGUAAAAUUUUGA